CCGGCGCUUGGGUUGCGUUGCAUUGCGUUGCCGCCGUAGCAUCCUAGCGGUUGGACUCAAACGCGGAGGCCCGGGACUGACGCCGGUUGAACGGGUCUGGAGACAGCCCUUGGGCGAAGCGGCCUGACUAGACUGAUCAAAAGGAUGGAUUUUACAGAGGCUUACUCAGACACAUGCUCUACAGUUGGACUUGCUGCCAGAGAAGGCAAUGUUAAAAUUUUAAGGAAACUGCUCAAAAAAGGUCGAAGUGUGGAUGUUGCUGAUAACAGGGGAUGGAUGCCAAUUCAUGAAGCAGCUUAUCACAAUGCUGUAGAAUGUUUGCAGAUGUUAAUUCAUACAGAUUCAUCUGAAAACUACAUUAAGACAAAGACAUUUGAGGGCUUCUGUGCAUUACAUCUUGCUGUGAGUCAAGGACAUUGGAAAAUCACACAGAUUCUUUUGGAAGCUGGAGCAGAUCCUAAUGCGACCACUUUAGAAGAGACCACACCAUUGUUUUUAGCUGUUGAAUGUGGAAAGAUAGAUGUGUUGAAGCUGUUGCUUCAACAUGGAGCAAAUGUCAACGGAUCCCAUUCUAUGUGUGGAUGGAAUUCCUUACACCAGGCUUCUUUCCAGGGAAAUGCUGAGACUAUAAAACUGCUUCUUGAACAAGGAGCAGACAGAGAAUGCCAAGAUGACUUUGGAAUCACACCUCUGUUUGUGGCUGCUCAGUAUGGGAAGCUAGAGAGCUUGCGCAUUCUUAUUUCAUCUGGUGCAAAUGUCAAUUGCCAAGCCUUGGAUAAAGCUACACCUUUGUUUAUUGCUGCACAAGAGGGUCAUACAAAAUGUGUGGAACUUUUGCUGUCCAGUGGGGCGGAUCCUGAUCUUUAUUGUAAUGAAGACAAUUGGCAAUUACCUAUUCAUGCUGCUGCACAAAUGGGCCAUACAAAGACCUUGGACUUGUUAAUACCAGUUACUAACCGGGCUUGUGACACUGGACCAGACAAAGUGAGCCCUGUUUACUCUGCAGUGUUUGGUGGCCGGGAAGAGUGCUUGGAAAUGUUACUGCAGAAUGGCUAUAGCCCAGAUGCACAGAUGUGCCUGGUGUUUGGAUUCAGUUCCCCUCUGUGCAUGGCUUUCCAAAAAGACUGUGAGUUCUCUGGAAUUGUGAAUAUUCUUUUGAAGUAUGGAGCCCAGUUAAAUGAACUUCACUUGGCAUACUGCCUCAAGUAUGAGAAGUUUUCAAUGUUUUGCUGUUUUUUGAAGAAAGGUUGCCUGAUGGUACCUUGGAAUCAUACAUCCGAAUUUGUAAGUUAUGCAGUUAAAGCACAAACAAAAUAUAAGGCAUGGUUGCCACAUCUCCUGCGUGCUGGAUUUGACCCAUUGAUUCUACUGUGCAGCAGCUCUUGGGUUGAUUCAGUCAGUGAUGAUAUUCUUAUCUUUACUUUGGAAUUUUCUAAUUGGAGGAGACUUCCUUCGGCAGUUGAAAAGAUGCUCUCUGUUCGUGCAAACUCCUCUUGGGCUCUUCAGCAACAUAUGGCCUCUGUUCCAAGCCUAAGCCAUCUUUGUCGUCUGGGAAUCCGGGCCAGUCUGAAAGCAGAGCACCUUCAUUCUGACAUUUUCGUCCACCAGUUACCACUUCCCAGGAGUCUGCAGAGCUAUUUGCUCUAUGACGACGUUUUGAGAAUGAAUGAGAUUUUAGAACCAGCAGCUAAUCAUCAUGGAGAAAUCAGCGGGGCCACCUGACACAGGUCUUUUAAUUCUGGUUAGUCACAAAAGAUGGCUUGUGUGAUUGUUUGGAUUGGGGAUAAUAGGAAAUGUAAAUGUUUACAGCUGGUUUCCCAGCUCACCUCUUUCCCAAUGUUGUAAAGCUUAUUCAUCUUGCCUUAGUCAAUUUUAUUUCCAUUGCACUUUGUUGUAUACUAUUUGUUUACCUGACCAUUUUCUACAUUAUUCUGCUAAUAAGCUGUGAUACUGCUGUGGUGCUGGACAUGACAUCUUUCUACUUAGGAUUCAUGUUCACCUGUGCUAGAAGCUAAGGAUAGAAUCCAUAAACUUCCCAGGAAGAAUUUAUAACAUCUGUGCUUUUGAAUUAUGUUCUGUUGUUAUUAUUUUAUUUAGGGAUGAAUAUCUUCAGUGUUAAUAAAGAUGAAAUUUUCCUCCAUGUCAUAA
Messenger RNA from Grammomys surdaster, 2148 nucleotides. It is a transcript of the gene Asb3, whose product is annotated as ankyrin repeat and SOCS box containing 3. Gene Ontology annotation, molecular function: protein binding. NCBI's taxonomy places the organism in Eukaryota, Metazoa, Chordata, Mammalia, Rodentia, Muridae. Gene Ontology annotation, biological process: intracellular signal transduction. The transcript is spliced from 10 exons. The record is from RefSeq and is a predicted model, not a curated record. Bases 145 to 1722 code for a protein of 525 amino acids. Gene Ontology annotation, cellular component: cytoplasm.